AUGCUUUUCUCCGGUGAUGAAAGAUGGCGAUGGGGAGGCUCCCAGUUGGACUGCGUGGGUUCCUCGGAGUUUUUCCCUGGAGCGGAUUCUAAGGCUUAUAUCAGGCGCCACUUCCAGUCCCAUUGGUCAGUUCAUAGAAUCUCCGCGCACUUUUCUCCACUCAAUCGAUCCGAGAGUCAAAAUGGUAGCUUUCCAGUCCCUUGGCUUUUAUUUCUGGAACAUAGAACCCGCUCUUUUCUAGUACUGAUCAAACACACAUUCGUAGUCCCUGAUAAAUUGGAUCGUGGUAUUAUUAAGUUUCACAGCCGUCGUGUGACAAGUUUGGAGUUCCAUCCAACUAGGAACAGUGUACUUAUAUCAGGAGACAAGAAAGGGCAAAUUGGCAUAUGGGAUUACAGCAAUCCAAAUGAGAAGACAGUCUAUGGAUCUAUACACUCCUGCAUAGUUAAUAACAUGAAGUUUGACACCAGAAAUGAUUUCAUGCUCUAUACAUCAUCUUCAGAUGGGACAAUUAGCUACACUGAUUUGGAAACUGGAAUUGCAGUUCUUUUGAUCGAUGUUAACCCUGAUGGAUGGAAUGGUCCAUCUACAUGGCGGAUGUUAUAUGGCAUGGAUUCUAAUUCGGAUAAAGGGCUUUUACUAGCCGCAGAUAACUUUGGCUAUAUUUACCUGUUUGAUACUAGGGAAAAGGUGAAGAUUGGAGAACCAGUUCUUAUUCAUAGAAAAGGAAGCAAGGUUGUUGGGCUACAUUGCAAUCCCACACAACCAGAUCUCCUUCUGAGCUGUGGAAAUGAUCAUUUUGCUCAUAUGUGGGACAUACGCCGACUAGAAUCUGGAUCUUUUCUUGCCAGUCUUGCUCAUACUCGUGUUGUCAAUUCGGCCUAUUUUUCUCCACAUACUGGAAGUAAAAUCCUUACGACAUCGCAAGACAAUCGAAUAAGAGUCUGGGACUCGGUCUUUGGAAAUUUGAAUUUGCCCAGUAGAGAAAUUGUCCACAGCCAUGAUUUUAAUCGUCACCUUACUCCUUUUAGAGCUGAGUGGGAUCCAAAGGAUCCUUCUGAGUCGCUAGCGGUUAUUGGUCGAUACAUAAGUGAGAAUUAUAAUGGUGUGGCAUUACAUCCCAUUGACUUCAUAGACACGAGCACAGGCCAUCUUGUUGCAGAGGUGGUUGAUCCAGAUUUAACCACUAUUAGUCCAGUAAACAAACUACACCAUCGGGAUGAUAUUCUGGCAACUGGGAGCUCCAGGUCUGUGUUUAUUUGGAGACCGGGUUCCAAGGAUGUGGAAAAAGAGGUUGAAAGGAAGAAGGAAAUAAUGUUUUGUAAUGCUGGGAAGAAAUCUGCUAAAGGAAAAUUCGAUGAAAGUGAUGAUGAUGAUGAUGAUUUCUCUUCCAAAGGGAAGAAGAAGCAGCAGAAGAAAUAUGGAGGAAAAUCUGAUAAAGCUGUUAAAAGCAAAUCUGAAAAACUCAAAAUCUAGACUGUAGUAAAGAUGGAAUGAGGCAAAGAACGCCUUUAAGGUUUUGUAGAUCUCAUUCUCUUGGUUUCUAUAUAUUGGGGGAAUUUUUGGCUAGGUUUUUACAGUAUAUGAUAGUUCUUCUUGCCUGCUUUUGAUUUACCAAAAGAUGGUUUCAUUGAAGGGUUGUAGCUAUUCAAUCUCAAUUUUUUGGAAGGGUUCCUCCUCCUGGCUAAUAAGUCAGGUGACUCUUUAGCUAGUUCUACUCUUGGCAUUGUUCUUUGGUUCUAAUCUGACACAACUUGGAUCAUUUUAUUCAGAGGCCCCUCCAUCUCAAACCUAACCUUCCCAUGUUUGGCGAACUUGCUGUAGAAGUCUGAAGAUAUCUUUUCAGACGCGUGCUCAACGCAUCAAUAGAAGAACGAAACUCAUCCAGCUCCAGAUUUGUAAUUCUAUCUGCAUUACAUUCAGAAUCAAUCAAAUAUUUUUUUGUGUGCCUGAAACACAGCAGCAGUAAUUAUGUAG
Phalaenopsis equestris is the source of this 1977-nucleotide messenger RNA. RefSeq names its product DNA damage-binding protein 2-like. Gene Ontology annotation, cellular component: Cul4-RING E3 ubiquitin ligase complex; nucleus. The transcript has 11 exons. Bases 1 to 1476 code for a protein of 491 amino acids. The record is from RefSeq and is a predicted model, not a curated record. Gene Ontology annotation, biological process: response to UV; DNA repair. Gene Ontology annotation, molecular function: damaged DNA binding; protein binding. NCBI's taxonomy places the organism in Eukaryota, Viridiplantae, Streptophyta, Magnoliopsida, Asparagales, Orchidaceae.